GGGAGAGGCCAGCAGAGGCCCGGCUCCGGCUCCGGAGGCUCCGCACUCCGGCUUCCCUCCUGCUCUGGCUCCCCCGGGGCUGCUCUGGAAUUCUCUCGGUGCCCACUGUUGCCAUGCACUCAGCUGGGCCUCACGGAGCCGAGUCACCCAUGAGCAGGCAGGAAGAGAAGGAUGCUGAGCUGGAUCGGAGGAUAGUUGCCCUUCGAAAGAAGAACCAGGCCUUACUACGCAGGUACCAGGAGAUCCAGGAAGACCGGCGGCAGGCGGAGCAGGGCGGCAUGGCCGUGACCACAGCGGAAUUCCUCCGACCCGAUGGCCUCACUGUCACUAUCAGCCAGGUCCCCGGCGGGAGGCGGGUGGUCAGCCGGAACUGGGCAAGACCCCUCAGACCUGGAGCAGCCGAUGAGAUGCUUGAGGACGAUGAGGUAGAGGACCACACUGGUACUUUCUGCCUGGGGGAACGGGUAGAGCUGGCUGUGACCAUGGAAAACAAAGCUGAGGCCAAACGGAUCGUAAGUGAGAAGCCCACCAGAGCAAGGAACCAGGGCGCAGAAGGGUCACGUGGAAGGGGCUUGGGCCGGACCCCCUCCAUACAGAUGGCCAACAGCUCGGAUUCUGCACGGAAAGGUGCUCGGGAGCCCCAGAGUCCAGGCCUGGUCCCAGGCCCGGUUCCCCACCGGCCCGUGGGGGGACCUGUGGAGGUGGGCUGGGACUAUGCCCAGUGGAAGCAGGAGCGGGAGCAGAUCGACCUGGCCCGUGUGGCCAGGCACAGAGAUGCACAGGGUGACUGGCGCCGCCCAUGGGACCUGGACAAGGCCAAGCCCACGCUACAGGACUCCGGCAAGCCUCAGGAAGAGGGUCCGGCCAGGGUGGGCGGCACCAGGGGUCCCAGGAGCCACCGGAAGUCACAGCCCCCACCACUGUCCCUUGAUGGUAAAGGUGGUACUACUCGGGGUGGGCAACCCAGCAGACCCUCAGUGGUGUCGGCCACACGAAGCAAAGCCCGGGGGACAGAGAGGCUGACCGGCAGGGCCCGCAGGUGGGAAACGAAGGAAGACAAGCAGGAGCUGGAGAGCCAAGAGGGAAGCCAAAAUAGCAGAAAGACUCGGAGCCAGGAGGAGCAUUCACAGAAGCAGAGCGGGAUGGAGCUGGGCCGACCCACAAGUGCCCCACCAACCAGCCCAGCCCCAGGAUCCCCAGGGCGGCCACAAAGGGGGUCAGGAGCCUCCGUGGCUAGUCCAGUCCCUGGCUCUCCACAAAGCACUGACUUGAUUCCCCUUGACCUUUCUCUAGGAGGGGCCGGUAGCCCCGGGGCCGGGGAGAGUAUGUGUGCGCUCACUCCAAGGCCCGGGGCCCAGGAGAACCCUGUGUCCUCGCCGGACGGUUCUGAGCAGCUCCUGGGGUGGGGUGACCCCCAGGCUGAGCCGGAAGUACAGACUUGUUCUGAGCCACAAGGAGCAGGGCCGCUAGAGCCCAGAGAGGACAAGUCUGGCAAGCCUGGGGCCCAGCAGGGCUUGGCACCACGAAGCAGGCCCCCCAGAGGAAUGGGCCAAAGGGCAAGGGGCACAGGAGGUAUGAGAGGCAGGACAGGACAGGCUGGCCCUGCAGGAAGAUGCUGAGCAAAGCCCCUGGGCGCACAGGGGCCAGGCUGGGGAGAGAAGGAGGGAAGAACGCAGGCAGACUCUUGCGUGCGAUGGGUAUCUGGAUGCUGGGGGCUUGUGGCAGUCUGGCUGAGCAGCUGGGCAAACUCUCUAGUGGGGUGACAUUGGGAGGGCAAGGAGCUGUCCUUCCUUGCCCCUCAUGGGCACAUCCCGUGCAUAGGUGUGUUUUUACCUGCAGGUAAAGCUCCUGGUGUAUUCCUAUGCCACCCCUGGUCUCUGAGGCUGUUGAGCCCUGCCCUGGGUCCAUUGCCACCGAGGCCACAAGCUUCCCUGCCAUGGCAAGAACUCGAGGCUUAGAAGCACUCGGCACCUGGCUCUCCUGGCCUCUGUCACCCCCGAGGCCUGGCUUCUCUUUCUGGUUGCGGCUUCGGCUCCUCAGGUGCAGGCAGCCUCGGUAGCUGGCAGGACAAGUCCAGGCCUGAGCCCCUUCCCCAGCCUCUGCCUUGCACCCAGGGGACACACGACCCCAAACUCCCAGGAUGGCCAAAGCAGGGGAAUCUCAGCCAUCAGCUGGCAGCCUCUAGCCUUUCUGGAAGAGGAGGCUGAGGCUCGAAGGAAGGGAGGCCACGGCAGGUAAGGGACUGAGCUGGGGACAGAAGAGCAGAGCUCAGGUUUCCUCCCCAAAAGAGAGGGUCCCUGGAAAGGGCUCCUCUCUGAAACGGCCUGGGGUGGGGUGGGGAGAGGACAGCCUCUUCUCCCCACAGCAGGGUGGUGAGCUCAUCAUCAGGGAUACCCUCCCCCACACCCAGGUCAGACAGCAAGUAUACCGUCAGGACAGCAUCAAGGGGGUGCAGGGGGUAGCCCAGGGCCAUUUCCUGCCAUCUCCUACCCCCCCCCCCACCUCCCCUGCACCGCGGGCACGCCAAAGCGAGGACUCAGACAAGGGACAGAGAAAGUGACUCUAGCUCAGUACAACUUCAGGAGGCGUCUUUCCUACUUAGUCUCCGUCCCCACCCCUCCCCCGAGGCCCACGGCUGGUGAAUUAUUCAGACGCCACACAAGCUGUGGCUUCCUCUCGAUUCAACAAACAUUUCCUGAGCACCCACUAGCAGCAGUGCGGCCGGUGGGCGAUGGUGACUCCGCCAGCAAGAGGGAGGGAGAAACCCAGUCAUCCCGCAGCUCCAGGCCGCACGGCAGAGCCUGGCGGGAGCUGGGGACGGUGGUAGGAGCGCAGAGAGAACCAUCUCACCUCUGCUCGAAAAGGCAGGUGCCCCUUCCUCCCUCACCACGUGUGGCUCUCCCCAUGUGGCCCCCUCUGCUCCCCUCCUCUUUGGCCCUGCGGGGGCUCUCCCUCUCGGCUGAGGGUCCCGGGCCUCCCCAGCCUCUCUGGCUUCUCUAGGGAGUGUCUAGAUCAUCCCCAAGGAUGCUCCCUUGUCAGUGAGGGCUAAACGGUGGGGUCACAGCUGGGGCUUCCUCACUGGUUCCUGCUCCACCCUCCACCCUCUCUACUCAGGAAGCAUGAGGACGGGGUGUCUUGUCAGCAGAUCAGCGUGCUCCUCACAUGUGAGGGUGCAGAGUAAUGCAGAUUCUAAUUCAGUAGGUCUGUGGUGGGCCUGGAAAUGUGCAUUUCUAAGAGGCUCCUCAUGACACCUGUGCUGCUGGUUUCUGGACCACAGGUUGAGCAGCAAGGGUUUGGACUAGAAUCUGCGGAGGGCUAGGGGCAGACAGACUCCAGACUCCGAAGACUCACUGCCGGCUAUACUGGGGACCCGGCUAGGGCUGCCCCUGCCAGGUGGGAGCUUCCUGGCUUCAGGGUCGGGUGGAAAGCUGAGGCACCUGGGAAGACACUUGAGAGGCCAGUGAGUGGGUGGUGCCAACUUCCUGUAGUGGGGAAUGAGGAAGUUGGUUGGGAAUGGGACGAGGUGAAGGGGGUGGAAGAGGUUGGUUUGGGGUUGAUUAGAGGAAUUUUGAAAAGGCUUGGGAAUAUUCUUAUGCACUUAGGAAGAAGACCCCUGUGAGACAUGAAUAGGUAAAGGUGAAUGACUCCAAGCUCAAGUUUCCUCUUGCCCUCCAGUCAUCCAUAGAUGCACUUGGAGCAUGACCCUGGACUUGACCCAUGACCCAAAGGAUGGAGCUGGGGAAGAGUAGAUUCAGGCAGAGCCCUUGAAUUCAGAUUAUCUCCAAAAAUAAUCAUGAUCAAGAAUUUGAAUUCUAAGAUUCACAAACUACUCCCCAACCCCCCAGUGCUACCAACUGUACAGAUGGGCCUUCAUUAGGGACUGUAGGCCUAGGUAUGUUUGACUAUGGGAUGGGGAUAUAGCACUGGGGCGGAACUCUGGUUCAGCCCUCACAACAGGACCUAAGCAGGAGAGAAAGCUGGGUUAUGAAGGGCUACCGAGAAAGAGGGCUUCUCUCCCAGGAUGUCCUGGGAGUCACUAGGGCUUGGAGAGUGUGGAGACUGGCCCAGGACAUCAUCCCUGUAGGAAGACUGUAAUGCCAGGCAAGUAUCACUGAGCUCUCCUCAAAAAAAGGGGGAGCCCUUCUUCAGGAUAAGGGAGCCAGCAGCUAUGGUGGCUACCCUCCUCCCCUUGGAUGGAACCAGCUAUGGAGCCGGAGGGAAGCAGGGAUACCCCUCCACAAACCUCAGGGUCAUGGAAGCCUGGCUGUAGCAAUUCCUGGCUCCCUUGUUUAAAGGCCUGGCUGGGAGACUUUCUCUCAGAACCUCCUCUCCAACCGACUGAUGAGACUCUCCUCAAAGGUGGGAAGCUCUUCAUGAGACAGAGCUUUAAGGAGCCCAGGCACAGAGCUGGGGGAACAGAGAAGGAAGCUUCCUGCAGAGUAGGGAGAGGACAGCUUGACUUAAGGCUUCAUAACAAGGAGGGCGGAGAGGGCAGAAGAUAGCUCUGUCCUGAGCCCCUAUCACCUGGGCAGAAGGGAGCAGCAGACCAGAUUGCAAGGGAGGUGUGUUUUUGGAGGAUUGGCAGCAUGGGAGAGUGGAAUAGACAUGGGCCUUGGAAUCCAACAGACUGAAUCUUAACCUAGGUCUCUCAUCAGCUAGCUGGGUGAUCUUGAUCGAGUUUAAACCCCCAAAGCCUCAGUUUCCUUAUCUGCAAAAUGGGGCCAGUAACAGCCUUGAAGUGUUGUCAAGAAAAUUAAAGAGUAUGCAAAACAUGCCCCGCUCACUAAGUAGGCACUCUAUGAACAGUAGCCUGGCACUCAGUCAAAUGUGUUGAAUAAAGGAAGUCGCUAUUUGGUUUGA
This is a messenger RNA of Zalophus californianus (California sea lion), 4860 nucleotides long. RefSeq names its product coiled-coil domain containing 9B (gene CCDC9B). The record is from RefSeq and is a predicted model, not a curated record. NCBI's taxonomy places the organism in Eukaryota, Metazoa, Chordata, Mammalia, Carnivora, Otariidae. The coding region runs from base 114 to 1619 and encodes 501 amino acids. The transcript is spliced from 11 exons.